Acanthosepion pharaonis is the source of this 1725-nucleotide messenger RNA. Lineage: Eukaryota; Metazoa; Mollusca; Cephalopoda; Sepiida; Sepiidae. The record is from the annotation of a GenBank genome assembly.
AUGACUACUCAUGCGCGCCACUUCAUGUGUACGAGUCCUAUCUAUUCCCGUCCGCCCUACAUGUUCCCCCUCCCUCCCCUCUCUCUUUCUCUCUCUGUCUAUCUCUCUAUCUCAUACACACACCUCCUCAAUUUUGCUCUCAUUUUAAUUUUCUCAUAUCCUCUCCCUCUCUCUCUCUCUAUCCAUCUAUCUAUCUAUCUAUCUAUCUAUCUAUCUAUCUCUCUCUCUCUCUCUCUCUCUCUAUAUAUAUAUAUAUAUAUAUAUAUAUAUCUAUCCCUCCUUCCUUCCUUCCUUCCUUCCUUCCUUCCUUCCUUCCUUCCUUCCUUCCUUCUUUCCUUCCUUCCUUCUUUCUUUCCGAUUUUCCUUCCUUCUUUCCUUCCUUCCUUCUUUCUUUCCUUCUUCCUUUCUAUCCUUCCUUCCUUAAUUCAUUCCUUACUUCCUUACUUCUUUCAAUCCUUCCUUCUUUCCUUCAUUCCUUCAUUCCUUCCUUCCUUUCUUUCUUUCUUUCUUCCUUCCUUCCUUGCUUCCUUCCUUCCUUACUUCCAACUCUCUUUCCUUCUUUCCUUCCUCCUUUCCUUCCUCCUUUCCUUCCUUCCUUCAUCCAUUCCUUCCUUGCUUCCUUCCUUUCUUUCAACCCUCUUUCCUUCUUUCCUUCCUUCUUUCCUCCCUUCCUUCUUUCUUUCCUUCUUUCUUUCUUUCCUUCCUUCCUUCCUUCCUUCCUUCAUUCCUUCCUUACUUACUUCUUUAAAUCCUUCAUUCCUUCCUUCAUUCAUUCAUUCAUUCAUUCCUUGCUUCCUUCCUUUUUCCAACCCUCUUUCCUUCUUUCCUUCCUUCUUUGCUUCCUUCAUUCCUUCCUUCCUUCAUUCCUUCCUUGCUCCCUUCCUUCUUUCUUUCCUUCCUUCCUUCCUUAUUUCAUUCCUUCCUUCAUUCAAAGCUUCAUUCGUUCUUUCCUUAUAUCCCUCCUUCCUUCCUUCGUUCCUUCCUUUCUUUCAUUCAAUCCUUCCUUCCUUCAUUCUUUCCUUGCUUCCUUCCUUCUUUCUUUCUUUCCUUCCUUCCUUCCUUCCUUCAUUACUUUUUUCUUUCAUUCCUUCAUUCAAUCCUUCCUUCCUUUCUUCAUUCCUUCCUUCAUUCAAUCCUUCAUUCGUUUUUUCCUUCCUUCCUUCCUUCCUUCCUUCCUUCCUUUAUUCCUUCCUUGGUUCCUUCCUUUCUUCCUUUCUACUCAUACUUUUUUUUUCUUUCUUUCUCAUUCACUCAUUCCCUCUAUCUGUUUGUUUACCUUCUCCAUUUCCUAAUUACUUCUCUCAACCCCCUUUACCUCCAGACCUUUCUUUCACUCCCUAUCUUAUCCUUACCCACUCUAUGUCUCUCUUUAUUUAUUCAUACACCUGCUUUCUCCCUCCAUUUUCCUUCCUACUAUUUUUCCGUCUUUCUCAACUUAUUAUUGCAUCAUCCUUUCUUUUCUUCUCUCUCUUUCUCUCUCUUCCUCCCCCUUUUAUUUCCACUUAUUUCCUCUGCACCAUUCUUUUCUUCUCAAGUUUCAUUUUCAGAUCUAGCUCACUACAACAAUUCUUUUCUUCUUCUUCUUCUUCUUCUUCUUCUUCUUCUUCGUCUUCUUCUUCUUCUUCUUCUUCUUUUGUUGAGCAUGAAGAUAAGAACCGGAGGCAUCCAAUUGAUAAACAGGAUAUGGGUUAUUUCGAAUGCUUGUUGCUAACGGGGAAAUGUUGA